CUUGACAGCAUGCGCUUAUAGAUGCUCAACCUUAACGGCUAAGGAGCAAGGGAGCGCAGAUAUAUCAUGGUUGACUCUACUCCUUCUUUAAGGGACGAGGCUGUCCUUCAACCAGUACUGUCUCUGAAGAGGAAGGCAUCUGGUGAUCUCAAGAAGGAUCUGUCAGACAAUGCUUCACUUAUGCCCGUAUACUUGCGCGUACGACCAACAGCAGAUGAAGACCGUUAUGUGAACGUUUUAAGUGAAACCGAGGUGGAGAUAACAGGUGGCAGCAGGGCAGAGAGAGGACGAUUGAAGGCACUGAAGGCAGAGCGCUACGCAUUUUCGCACGUCUUCAAAGAAACUGCCACUCAAAAGGAAGUCUACGACAGUGUCGUUGGACCUAUGGUAGACGAGAUAUUCUCACCUGGUGAAUCUUCGGCCUUGCUAAUGGCUUACGGUGCAUCAAGUAGUGGGAAGACUUUCACAACAAAGGGAACACCUGACCAGCCGGGGAUCCUUCUACGGACAAUUGAAACGAUAUUGAACCGAGUGAAGGGGGCGCCAACAAAAUUAGGGAUUAAACCAGUGCGGUGGAAUGAUAUUCAGACGACUACGGGGACCAUGCCCAGGAAGAUAUCGAUCGCUCCCAAUGAAGGAGUUAGAUACGAGUAUGCGAUUUAUCUUUCGUUUGCAGAGAUUUACAUAGAGCAGGUUUAUGAUUUGCAAAAUGCGACAGCAGAAGCUGUAAACGCAGAUUCAAAUGAUAGAAUCUUCCGCAAAGUCUCAGAAACUGCGUCCAAGCGUCCAAUAGCCCAAUUGAAGGAAGACGUGGAAGGCCGCAAGUAUAUCAAUGGUCAGGUAGAAGUUCGAAUAAAGGAUAUGGACCACGCUCGACAGGUCGUCGAAGACGUGAUGCGUAAUCGAAGUGUUCUGAGCACUCGAAUGAACGAAGCUAGUUCGCGGUCCCAUCUUUUGUCUGUCGUGAAAGUUUUGCGAAUUCCAGUUGCAGAUGGAACAUCCAAGAUUGCAGGGACAGAGAUUAGUCGGGUUGCUGUAGUGGACCUAGCCGGGGCUGAGCGAAUUGGGCAAUCGGGUGUUGAGGGGAAAGCGCAUCGAGAGACCAAGAACAUCAACAAGAGUUUGCAUACUUUGGCCAUGUGCAUCGAAGGUAUGCGCGAAAAUCAAAGCCGGACUGCUAAGAAGGUCGUGAUCCCCUGGCGAGAAAGCAAGUUGACAAUGCUCAUUCAGCCAUACUUUGAGCAUGGACAAGUUGGGUUCAUCGUGAAUGUAAAUCCAUCCAUGCAGCACUUCCGAGUCACCUCCGAAGUUUUCCGUUUUGCUCAAAGAGCCGGUGCUUUGCAUGCUGGGGUGAAUGGCAAGGCCGAAGCUAACGACGUUGAUCCGGAUCCGGCCAUGAGCAUUCUGAACGCCGAACUUUUACAGCAAGUGUCAUCACUUCGUCAGCAACUUCGCGAAACUGAAUGCCGACUAGUUGAGCAAGAAUUGGCGGUACGACAGGAUUGCGCCAGGGAGAUGAGUAAGCGAUUACAGGAAAUGGAGUUAAAACAUCGGGAGCGUCGAAAGCAGGCAGAACGGCAUGAGCAAGAGAAAUUGGACAGAAAGCUAGAUAUGGCAAAUGCAAUGCACAAGGACAAGAUUGAUAAGCUUCAGCGUCGCCUUGCUGAGCAAAGCAGGCUCAUUGAGGAACAAGAGCGACAGCUUCACGAUGUGGCAGUUGAGAACGGGGAGUCCGGAGUUCUGCAGAGACAGAUAUCAUACUUGAGCAAAGAACUGGAGCUUCGUACUUCUGCGUUGGAGGUUGAGCGAGAUACCGUCAUCAAAUUACGGCAGAGGAUCAGAGAAAUGGAGAUGAGCAACGGACUUGGGGAAAAACUUCCAUUGAGCGGUUCCUCUGAAGUUCUUGGAGAGAAGAUCCGCAAUCUUGAAGAUCAGUUGGCGCGAACCAUCGAGGAAGGUAUCGCAGCCAAAGAAGCUGCCAAAGUUGUUCAGGAAAUGUAUCAACAGAAGAUUGCCCAGCUGAGUGACCAACUAGUAAUCCAAGAGGGCAAAGCAAGAAAGCUUGAACUCGACUUUUGGGAACUUAAGAGGAUGGAAGAACGGCAUGACGCCAACAGUGUAAAUGAAACAACCGAGAUACUACCAUCCGAGGAGUCGAUGCAGGAUCUAGACGACCAGUCAAUAACAGUGGAAAAUACCACCAGUCACCCUCUUUCAGCGUCACAUGAAACAACUUCAAAGCGAAGGAUAUUGAGAUACUCUACAGAAUAUCUUGAAGCCAAGGCUGCUGAAGAACACGCUACGUCAGACGGCAGCGUUUCUAAAGGAUCAACUCCUGAAGUCAUGAUUUUGCCAGGACAUGGCUCAAAGAAUGCGAAAAAGCGACACAGCGCAGUUCCACCUAGGCGACGAAUAUCUCGUACAAAGGAAAAGCGAUUAUCAGAACCGGCUAUGGGGACUUUGCAUUCCACACGUGAGAAAAAACGGAAAGCCGCGCGAGACACGACUGACGGGACAUUCGAAGCGGAAGGGUUGGAAGCACAGGAACCGUCAUUCCCAGAGACAAUCGUUGAAGAUGUGACCUUGGGCGACGAAAAUCGGCACACAUAUGUGAAACAAUCGGUGGGCCGAAAAAAGAAGGUUGAUGGGCCACUAGUAAAGGAAUCCCAAUCUGGAAAUGAGGACAUGGAUGCCACCGUCGAAUCAGUUGCUGCUGAAGUGAACUCAAGUCCCACCUACGAAGCCCAAAUUGACCAGCCAAUAACAUCGUCCCCCUCCUCUGACCACAUUCUUAAGCCACAGAAUGUCGAAGAAAAUCAAGCCUCGAUGACCCGCGACCCAUCUGGCAUUGACGAUGACAAUAAAUCCAAACCUGAAGAACCCAUUAAAAAGAAGAGAAAAUUGAGAAGUAAAAAGAUUGUAGAUCUUCAAGAGAUUGAGGCACCUGUGGGGAGAUCUGGGAAGAGAUAUUCUACUAUAGUACAGAGACUGCCCAAGCGUGGAUAGUUUAGUUAGCUGUCGCCCUAGUAGUAUGGUUUAUCAUGGAUGGUAUUCAAGUAAUUGUUUUAAUUUGUACAGACAUGGAUAACAGAA
Molecule: messenger RNA, 3093 nt
Organism: Spizellomyces punctatus DAOM BR117
Lineage: Eukaryota; Fungi; Chytridiomycota; Chytridiomycetes; Spizellomycetales; Spizellomycetaceae
Exons: 23
Coding region: 67-3006 (979 amino acids)
Biological process (GO): microtubule-based movement
Cellular component (GO): nucleus; microtubule; kinesin complex
Molecular function (GO): microtubule motor activity; ATP binding; ATP hydrolysis activity
Source: RefSeq, a predicted model, not a curated record